This is a messenger RNA of Lachancea nothofagi CBS 11611, 1680 nucleotides long. NCBI's taxonomy places the organism in Eukaryota, Fungi, Ascomycota, Saccharomycetes, Saccharomycetales, Saccharomycetaceae. The record is from the annotation of a GenBank genome assembly.
AUGACUAGCAGGAAUUUCCAGACCGAUCUGGUUGUCGAGACCAGUUCAGUAGACAGCCGGUUCGAGGAUCUGGCAGAGAACAAAGACUUCGGUAUUGUAAAUCAGACCGAUAUUGAGGUCUCGUCCGCGGAAAGCGCUAGCGAAAAGCGCAACCCGUUUCUGGACCCACAGAUCGAGAAGCACUACCGCGGCGUGUACGAAAAGUGCGGGUACGAGUGUGCCGGCGUCUUCGAUCCAGAUCUCACUUGGUCGCAGGCCGAGGAAAAACGGCUGUUGCGAAAACUAGACUUGCGGGUGGCCCUUUCGGCAUGCCUCAUGUUUGCCGCACUGCAGAUCGAUCGCGGCAAUCUUCAGCAAGCUGUUGCAGACAACAUGCUGGACGACCUGAAUUUGUCGACGAACGACUACAACACAGGACAGCAGAUAUUCUACGCGGCAUUCACCAUCGCGGAAGUGCCCUCGCAGUUGCUGUCCAAGAAAAUUGGGCCCGAUCUGUUUGUGCCCAUCCAGAUGGUCAGUUGGAGCAUUGUUGCAAUGGCGCAGGCCGCCAUGAGUGGCAAAGCCGGAUUCUUCGCCACUCGCGCUUUUUUGGGGCUCUUAGAGGGCGGUUUCAUCGCAGAUUUGGUGCUGUGGCUCAGUUAUUUUUACACUUCUCGUGAACUUACAAUUAGGCUGUCGUGGUUUUGGACUUGUCAAUCGUUGGUGCAGAUCGUCACCGCGCUGCUUGCAUUUGCCAUUCUGAGAAUGCGCGGAGUUGGGGGCCUCACAGGGUGGCAGUGGCUCUUGCUCUUGGAAGGUAUAAUCACGUUUCUCAUCUCGGUAGCCGCAUUUUAUCUAAUGGUCCCCUCAGCGGUCCAAACGAAGAAUUGGCUUCAUCCGAAAGGCUGGUUCUCCCCGCGCGAAGAGAAAAUUGUUGUCAACAGAAUAUUAAGAGACGAUCCUUCCAAGGGAGACAUGAACAAUCGCCAGGCACUCACUCCUAGGAAACUGUGGGCUGCAAUCGCAGAUUAUGACAUGUGGCCCAUAUAUGCCAUUGGUAUUAUCGCCUACAUCCCAGUCGGAACAUUGACACCCUAUUUGACUUUGAACUUGAAGCAGCUCGGAUUUUCUACUUUGAAUGUACAGCUACUGUCGAUACCUUAUAAUAUCUUGCACAUCAUACUUUUACUAGGUAUCACUUGGGCCUCCGAAAGAUUCCAGGAAAGGUCUUUGGUGUGUUUGCUGGCGCCGGUUUAUUCUACUUUCUUCCUAGGACUCAUUAGGUGGUGGUCAGGUUCCAUGAAACAGGCAUGGCCCACGUAUGUCCUGACCACCUUAUUCCUGGGCCAACCGUACAUCCACGCCAUUUGUGUGUCGUGGGUAUCUAAAAACUCAAACUCCAUCAAGAGCAGGAGUGUUUCUUCAGCCAUGUACAACAUGUUUGUGCAAAUUGGAACAAUCAUUGCAAACCAAAUUUAUAGAGCUGACGAUAAACCAUUGUACCAUAGAGGCAACAUGCAGCUCUUCUUUGUUUCUCUAUCCUUGAUACCUCUACUGAUAUUUACACGCGCGUACUAUGCUUAUCGUAACAAGCAGAAGAAAAAUGCAUGGAAUGCGCUCAACGAGGAAGAGAGAAGAGACUACCCUUUAACCACAACCGAUGCUGGCAAUCGUAGGCUAGAUUUCUUGUUCGCCUACUAG